Molecule: messenger RNA, 1719 nt
Organism: Scleropages formosus (Asian bonytongue)
Lineage: Eukaryota; Metazoa; Chordata; Actinopteri; Osteoglossiformes; Osteoglossidae
Product: C-type lectin domain family 4 member M-like
Exons: 6
Coding region: 37-1623 (528 amino acids)
Source: RefSeq, a predicted model, not a curated record
CUUGGCAGAUAAUCCAACAGUCAAGUAGUUACAGUGAUGGAAUUACACAGUGUUAAUUCAGGCAACUCUUAUGAAAACUGGACUAAUGAUCUCAGAGCAGACAGCCAGACUCUUAAAGACAGCUCAGGAUGUCUAAUAUCAGGAUCCCUGCCUACACGAAAACGACUCUACAGUGUGGGUGCAAUAUCCCUUGGGCUGAUGUGUGUUUUUCUUCUGGCUGCCCUCACAGCAUUGUGUUUUUAUUAUAAAAAUGUUCUUUACGAUAUUGAAACAAAGAAAAACACCCUUAAAGCAGAAGGAGACCAACUGCAUUCUAGCUAUAGCAAACUGAAAGCAGGAGGAGAUCAGGUAGAGACCAGCUACAAGACACUGAAAGAACAAUUAGAUCAGUUGAAAACCAGCUACAACAUGUUGAAAACAGAAGGAGAUCAGCUGAAAACCAGCUACAACACAUUCAAAGCAGAGGAAAACCAGCUGAAGACCAGUUACAACACAAUGAAAGCGGAAAAAGACCAGCUGAAGACCAGCUACAACUCUCUGAAAGCAGAGGGAGACCAGCUGAAGACCAGCUACAACUCACUGAAAGCAGAAGGAGACCAGCUGAAGACCAGUUACAACACACUGAAAACAGAGGGAGAUCAGCUAAAGACCAACUAUAACACACUAAAGGCAGAGGGCAAUCAACUGAAGACCAAUUACAACACAAUGAAAACACAGGGAGAUGAGUUAAAGACCAGCUACAACACACUAAAGGCAGAGGGAGAUCAAUUGAAGAGCAAUUACAACACAAUGAAAACAGGGGGAGAUCAGUUGAAAACCAGCUACAACACACUGAAAGCAGAAGUAGGCCAGCUGAAGACCAGCUACAAUACCCUAAAGGUAGGAGGAGAUGAGUUGAAGACGAGCUACAACACACUGAAGACAGAGGGAGAUCAGUUGAAAAGUGGUUACAAUACACUGAAAGCAGAGGGAGACCAGCUAAAGACCAGCUAUAACACACUGAAAACUGGAGGAGACCAGUUACAGACCAACUACAACACUCUGAAAGCUGAAGGAAAUCGCUUACAGAUCAGCUACAACACACUGAAAGCAGAAAAUGACCGCUUACAAACCAGCUACAACACACUAAAAGCCAACAAUGACCAGUUAAAAACCAACUACAACACACUGAAAGCACAAGAAAGCCAGUUACAGAUACUUUACCAAAACUUCACUGAAAUGAUAAAACAGCUAAAGAAGAAAGAAUGUCCUAUGGGCUGGGUGGAUUUCAACUCAAAAUGCUACUAUAUUUCCACUGAGAAAAAGAGUUGGGAUGACAGCCGAAGUGACUGUAUCGCCAGAGGAGCAAACCUGGUGAUCAUUAAAAGCCUACAAGAACAGAAUUUUCUCUUUACACACAACAAAAGAAUCUGGAUUGGUCUGUCAGACAAGGAACAUGAAGGAAACUGGAAAUGGGUGGAUGGGACACAGCUGACCACAAGCUAUUGGGCAAAAGGGGAGCCGAACGAUCAUCAUCAACAGGAGGACUGUGCUGAACUCAACAUAAACUUUGGUGCGCCACUUAACUGGAAUGACCUGCCGUGCAACCAAAAGUACCACUGGGUGUGUAAAAAGGAAGCUUGACACUGAUUGAGUGCAAACACACAAUGCCACAUUAGUACCAUCAUCAGAAGAUUCAUACACUAGCAUACUGCUGAUAUUUGCUGUUAUGAAAUCAUG